GAAAAAAAAUGAUUAGAUGGUGUAACACAGUCCUGCAACCAGUACACACAAACCAGCAGUACAAAACAGGUCAAAUGACAGCAGAGCCACAGAUUGUCUGUCCCACAAGUUUUGGAUGUUGAAUUUUUAAUACAGCUGAUAAAAUGGGUCGUCGACUUGACAUCCUGUAUUUUGACACAACAUACUAUCCAGUGGCAGCAUUUAGUUGUGCAUUUUUCUUAUAUCUCUACAGAUAUGUAAGUCCAAAGCUAUCUUCAAAGUAUUGUCCCAAGUAUAGUCUUCUUUCUGAUCAAGAGCAGGUAGAUUGGAACAACAGAAUAAAUUCUACAGUUCACUCUGUAGUUGUCAGUUGUAUGUGUGCCUAUACAAUGCUAUAUGAUGACGAAAUUGCAGAAGAUCCUAUUUGGUGGGACUCCCCUUUGGUCAGGACAAGUUGUGCUAUUGUAGCAGGAUAUAUGACCUCAGAUGUGAUAAUAAUGGCCAUCCACUACAAACAAAUCGGAGAAGUAUUUUAUGUUCUACAUCACGGUGCAUCUAUUUAUGCUUACUACUAUGUCAUGACUUAUGGUGUAUUACCUUAUUUUGCAAACUAUCGACUUGUUGCUGAAUUUUCAACACCAUUUGUUAAUCAAAGGUGGUUCCUCUCACAGCUUGGUUAUGAUAAAACAAACUUUAUUUUUGUAUCCAAUGGUGUGGCGAUGGCUGUGACAUUUUUUAUUGUGAGGAUCGCAGUGAUGCCUUCAUACUGGCACCGAGUUUAUUCUGUAUACAAUACUCCUGCAUUUAAUCGACUGGGAUACAUCCAAUUAUGCUUGAUUAUCCCCUGCAUUAUACUAGAUAUUAUCAAUGUUUAUUGGUUUUAUAAAAUUUGUGUUGGUGCAUUUAGAAUCUGCUGUCUGUUUUUUGAAAAAGAAAAAUUGGAGGGCAAAUCAUCAACAGGGUCCAAAUUGUUAAACAAUACUUUUAACACUUUAUUUACAAAAAACAACCACCCAGUAAGUCAUAAGCAUAUUGACUAGAAGGUUUUUCCUUUUUUUUUUAAGAUAGCUGUGAUUUUUUUCAAAACUUCAACAUUUAAAAACAAAAUACUUGAAUCUUAAGCGUGGUUAGCUUUGGUUUAUUGUUAACUGAAUUCCACAUCUGUUUCUUUGUUAGAUAAAGAAUUUGUUGUCCUUUAAGUUUUAAGCUUGCUAACUAUAAUUAUCUUUUGGGGCAUGUAUUUAGUCAAAGCUUAAGAUACUUAUUGCUUUUAUUAUCAUACCAGUUUUUACCAUUUGCUCAAAGUAAAGUUGCAGACAUAUCAUGAUCAGUAAAAUGCAAUCUUUAUAAACAUGGCUCAGCACUUGGACAUUUAUAAAGUGCUUUUGUUUGUUUACCAAGUGCCAGAAAAUUAAAAAAAACCAAACAACUUUGUAGAUUUGUUUUGGAUCAUGGAAAUCGCUUAAUAAAGAAAGUUCAAAUACUACUGAAUUUCUAGUCAUCAAAAUACAUUUUCAUUUCUGCAAUAGACACACAUAGUUGUUAUCAGCCAUUAAAGUUCCUAAUGCUCUAAAAUUCCAUGUAAACUAAUAUUACCUAAAAAAAAAAACCACCUGUUCCUGUAUUUUAUUGCACAGGUAUUUUUUAAAAGGGAUUUAAAGAAUUGCUGCACAUAUUUUAAAUUUUAAUACCAUUGAGAUUAAAUGGUGCAAUUUGCAUGUCAAAUUCAAAUUUGUUUAUAUCAUUCCUAUUUUACAUUAAUUUAGCAAGCUGUACUUAACAUUUGGGAUUCAGAACUUGGGCUAGUCCUUAAAAAAAUGUGUUCAAGCCACAUAAUUUCAAUGCAAUUUUAAGUUUGUCUUUAAACUUUUUUGUAAAAACAGCUAUUCAUUAUAUUACUCUUCAAUAUUUUAUGAACAUGCUGUGCUGUACGCAUAGUUUUCGUGCAAAUGUCACUGUUUUAAUCUAACUUACUAAUAGAUCAAUUUACUUCUUCCUUAUUGGUUGCCUCAGCAUACUGCACAGUGAUGUAACUAAUACACAUUAAAAGGAAGUUGCAAAGUGU
This is a messenger RNA of Physella acuta, 2044 nucleotides long. Its product is annotated as TLC domain-containing protein 4-B. Lineage: Eukaryota; Metazoa; Mollusca; Gastropoda; Physidae. Gene Ontology annotation, biological process: lipid homeostasis. The record is from RefSeq and is a predicted model, not a curated record. Gene Ontology annotation, cellular component: endoplasmic reticulum; membrane.